UUUAUGUGACAACAGCGUGCUUUACUCUUUUCACUGACCGCCAUCUUCUUUCACGUUUUAGACUAUUUGUCAACUUUUACCUAAAAAAUAAUCCAAAAUGCCUAUCAGAGGAUCAGGAAAAGGCGAUGACAUCGGAAAAAUCUUUGUCGGUGGUUUGGGACCCAAUACAAGCAAAGAAUCAUUACAAGAUUAUUUUGAGAAGUUUGGACAAGUUACAGAUUGUGUAUUAAUGACAGACCCAAUAAACAAACAUUCUAGAGGGUUUGGUUUUGUAACAUUCAGUGAUCCCUCAACUGUCCAGAAGGUUGUCAAUACACCAGUCCACCAACUUGAUGGCAAGAAUAUUGAUCCCAAACCUGCUGUACCAAGAGGACCAGGACAAGCACUACAAACAGGAGUAGCUCAGCAAAAAGUCAAUAACAAUGAAUUAAAGGUUUUUAUUGGCGGUAUCGCAAUUGGGACUACAGAAGAGGACAUAAAACAGUACUUCAGUGGGUUUGCCGAGGUUAAAAACGUACAGUUGAUCGCUGAAAAAGGGACCAAAAAACCCAGAGGAUUUGGGUUUGUAACAUUUGAUACAAAGGAAGCAGUUAACAAGGCAGUUGAUAUGCACUAUCAUCAGAUCAAUGGAAAAAUGGUCGAAGUUAAAAUAGCUGAGCACAGAAUGGGACAACCAAAGAUGCCCUUUGGUGGACAGGCCAAUCCACUUGCUACCCCUGUACAUGGAAUGCCGGGUGCUAUGGGGCGUGGACAGUUUGGCCAACAAUAUGGAAUGCAAUCAGCUUAUCCUCAACAAGCAGGUGUAGGACGUGGUGGAUAUAACGCCAAUGCUGGUUAUGGGGCAUAUGGCGCUGUAGGAGCUGGUGCUAACUAUGGCUAUGGUGCUCCGCAGACACCUCAAGGGUAUGGUGCAGCUGGUAUGCCGAUGGGUGGAGCCCCUGCAAGUGGAGCAGGCUAUACCCCUGCUGCUUAUGGAGCUGCCCCUCAGAUGCCUGGUUAUGGCGUGGGUGCUGGUAGAGAACCUGCUGCACCAGCGUAUGGAGCAACACCAGGACCUGGUGCUGGAGUACCUGCUCAUGGGGAGGCGCCCGCAGGAGGUGACUACUCUGCCUACAGUGCUUAUGGACUCGGCAAUUACCAACAACAGGAUUCGCAGUACGGACCUGCUAGAGGGUCAUUUGGCAGUGAAGCUGCAUACUCAGCAUACCCUGCUGGGGAUUCGUAUGCCAGUGCAGGUGGUCCCGCUGGGUAUGGUGCAGGAGGCAGCGCGGGAGAAUCCUUUGGAAGAGGUGGAGGAGCCGCAAGGGGAUUCCAUCCUUAUGGACGCUAAAUAUCUUAUAUUUAACUACCAUACAUUUACUUUAUCACUCGUGUAGUCUGCAAGUACUCUCGUUGGGUUUUCCAUCCUUAUGGACGCUAAAUAUCUUACAUUUAACUACGACACACAUUACACAUUUACUAUAUCACUCUUGUAGUCUGCAAAAUUCCUUAUCCUGUUUAGUUGGCAAUGAACGAAAGAUUUUACAGUACUUGAACAAAAGAUUGUAGAAUAUUACCGAUAGUUAUCAUACAUGUUGGCUUAUAAUGAUACAUACCUAGGAAACGCUCUAAGAUUUUUAUUUAUUGUUAAGAUUGACAGCUACGUUCCAGAUACAAGAAUGCUCACUUCAUAAGGGACGGACCAUUAAUGACGUUUUAAUGGGAGGCUAUAUAUGUGUUAAAUACAUCUACAGUUAAAGGCAAAUCACUUUUCAACAGUAUCAAAUGUAGAUAGUCCUAGAUUGAUAUUCAUUUGUUUGUAAAGACCAGAAUUUUCUCUUUUCCCCAUCUACUGAUUUUACUACUUUGGGCUUGUAUAGAUUUUAGAGUCCCUAUAUUUGUAAGUAGCUGGAAACACUAGAAUAAAAGAUCAGAAUUUUCUUUA
Messenger RNA from Actinia tenebrosa (Australian red waratah sea anemone), 1924 nucleotides. RefSeq lists its product as uncharacterized. Gene Ontology annotation, molecular function: mRNA binding. NCBI's taxonomy places the organism in Eukaryota, Metazoa, Cnidaria, Anthozoa, Actiniaria, Actiniidae. Gene Ontology annotation, cellular component: cytoplasm. Gene Ontology annotation, biological process: regulation of translation. The record is from RefSeq and is a predicted model, not a curated record.